AUGGCUACAAACAUCAAGAUUCACAUGGUGUGGGCGGGUCGUGGAGAUGCCUUCAUCCUGGAAUACGUCGUCAACGAAGAGCGUCGGCUUGUCAUCGUAGACGGCGGGCCGAAAACGCAAUACUUUUCCGAAGAUGACUCCUUCGUGCAAGCGGCUCCGUACUACCACCACCUUUUGUCUGCCGUUCGAGAGGUCUGGGGCGUGCAAGAGGGCUUGAUUCUCAUGAGCAUGGUCAAUUCACAUACCGAUGAUGAUCACCGAUAUGGCCUCCUGAGAAUGGUCUGUGAAAUGCCGGACAACAUCAUCGAUUGGGAUCAUUUCAAGUUCUACGUUCCUUUCCUCAGAAACAAAAUCGCGCAAGAUGGAAGUAGCACUCAAAUUGUGAAUUUUGAAGACCUCGUGGAGACACUCAACAAGAGACAACUAUAUCCCCAGCUCAGUAACGGAUACCUGCCCGAUGGUCUCCAUCUCGAUUAUCCAUACGCAGGGUUGGAUAUGAAUGAUCUUACAGAUAACAACUCCUACAACCACGUUCUUCAAUUUUCACGAAUCGAUCCAGGUGCUGCCGUUGACCUUGAUGCAAAUGCAGACCUAUCUACCUACGACGGUCCCCCAGCUGGCUUCACCGUAACGAAUCAGAGCAGUAUCCUGAUGCGAACUGGAGAGGUGUACGAGAAACCAGUCUAUUUCACCGGCGACAGCAGUGUCAGGCGAAUUGGUCAAUUUGUCCGCGACGACGGUAUGACUGCACCUGAUUUGGCAAUCUACAAAAUUCAGCAUCAUGGGGCGCUCACGGACUCUAUGCAAAAUCCGGUCGAUCUCAAGACAAAUCUGGGCAUGACCAAGGAGAGUGCUGUGUAUAUGCUUCUGCAGAAAUCUGUCAAUGAUGUCUGGCCCAACUAUUGGACAAGCCAAAGCAGAGACUUACACGAACAAACCAACUCAUUUGAAGACGUCGCCGAGUACUGCAAACACGUAACAACCCAUUUCUUACGGGAGGUCCAGUUCCAGGGGACAGCGACCAUGGACAGUCUGUUGGCUCUCUUGACCGGACGACGAGACCAGUGGCUCAACUUGGCGAAGACCCGGCUGGACCGUCCUGUCCUUGACCUAAGUGACCUUGCACCCUGGCCAGCCGACCACCCAGACCCAAUCAUAAUCUACGAUUACACCAUCAUGAUGACCACCCCGGCUCCGAGAUUUCCAUUCUUCUGGAAUACAUAUGCAAAUCCCACCUAUGAGAGCUGGACUUUUGAUCAAAUGCAGAACUGGUUCUCUUUCGCGAUGAGAGACCUACCGUGUGAAGACUUCUUUGCCUGCUGGGGAAUUUACCAAGUCGCCGCGUUCUACAAGAGUUUCGAGUCCCACACCUACAUGGUGAGCGGGUCAUCUAUUCCAUAUCAUCAUCCUCAUGUCUCUACGCUCUUAGGGCUUGCAGUUGCUUGUCAACAGGGUGUUCAUACUACACCAAAGGAGCUAUACAUGACCGAUCCUUCGAAUAUGAAUAAUCCCAGGCUUGGAGCAGGAGCUCGACUCGUGGGCCAAUCACGUCAGCAGCUGUUCUCAGGCAAUAAACUGAACGUAUAUCACCUCGACCAAAGGGCGUAUGUUACCUUGGACGGCAACCCAGUCCCACAAGCUGACCCGGCCAACCCCACACGGCCCGUUGGCCAAAGAGCACGAGAUAGUUUCACGAGGCAGAUCUCAUUCACUGACGAAGGCGAAAAGCGUAACAAACAAAUCCUUAGCGCAUUUACGGACAAGCGUUUACUCCUGACACGCAGCGAUUUGAGCCUGCAGGUUUGGGCCGUUCACUGCGAGAUGGCCGGAACCAAAUAUUUCCUGGACGGCCUCCACCCUCCCACAGUGAUCUCAGAACACGAUCUCGGAAAGCUCCCGUGCUUUCUCGUAACAGAAGGUGUGGACGUCAUUGAAAAUGGCUCGCUAUGGUGUCGAACACUUACGCUCACUAAUGCGCGAGACCCAAUCUCUGAAAGCCGAACCUUCUAUUGUCAAGAUGGAGACUCGGACAUGUUCACGAGCAGAUGGCUCUUCGAGUUCAACUUCGGUACACCCAAUCAUGGUACUUUUGUCUAUGGCCCAAACAACGACGCGCCGUUCACUUCCGUUCGUGUUGCGCGAAAGAAUGGCCCCUCCAAAUACUCAACAGCCAUGACAUGUUGCAGCUUUGAGAUUUCUGCCAUUGAAUGGAAUACGUUUGAGAAUGGUCUUACCGAAGAGGAGAGAGAGAAGGUUCAUGCUGGAAUGAGGGCCAUCAAUAAACCACCUGUUUAUGGGCCAACGGGGACAUUGAUCAUGGACGAGUCCGAAGUCGAGGAGGAGAACUCGAUGCUGAUAGAGACGCAUACCCUACCAAAAGGAAGUUUUGAAAAAUGGUUGAAGGACAAUGAUGAAUCAGACGAUGAAUUUGAUCAAUGGAAAGAUCAGGCACAUGGAAAUGACGACAACAUGUUCGCGGAGAUGAGCAUCAGGAACCUGCAGCUUCCAGACCUUGAAAUGAAUGCAGUUGCGAUUCCAGUCGACGAGAGUAAUGGCGUUGUUGAAUCGUCGGAAUCUGUCAUAGAAAACCCUUCCAUUCCACUUCCCGAGAUGUUAACCGAUCAAGAAACCAUCACUAACUGGGCAAAUUCAAGCACAACCGAGAAGAAUGCGGAAGACGGGGCGGCUACAUCACAAUUUGCGCACAUGCAUAUGAUUGCGACAUCCCCCGAUGAAACAACUCUGCCCAAGAUGCAACUAGAGACGGCCUCCGCCAUCACGACAAAGGUCUCUGCCACGGAACAGCCAUCAGCCAUUGUGCCAGCCAUUCAAACCGAGAGUUCCUUGCGAGACUACCUCAGACGUAUCGGGUUCGACUUCAACCUCAUCACUUCGCGCACCGACGCGCUCGAGGCAAUCACUGGAAAACAACGACAUAUCGGUUCGAAGAUGAAUCUCAGUUACGAGAAGCUAUUAGCGGGAGACAAAGUUCAUCUGGAUGCUUCAAAGGUUGAGUAUGACUCGCAAGCAGCUCUCAACGAAUUCAGCAAUGCGACCUUGGUAGCUCUCGCAGAGGCAGGUGAUCUCUUCGUCUUUGGGGACGACAAGUUGAAGAUAGAAUCGUCAAAGAUCUUCAUCUCUCGACAGACUGACACAACAUUCAACAUGGAAUUAUCUAUCACGACAGACGAGCAAGUGACAGUAAAGAGUAGCAGGUCUGUCGAGCUCGCGGCAAGGUUCGCCAAUCUCCGCGAUUUUCUUCUCGGAAUCAAUGUUACUCCCGAGAAGCUUGCGAAGAUCACGAUCGCAGACCUGCUGCCACUCUUAUUACAGAACAACACCACGAGAGCGAUGGAUAUACUCUCCUCGCGCAUCCCCGGCGAGUUCGUACAAGCCGGCUUGGCGAAGCUGCAGCCAGACCUCGACCUGUCCCCGGUAGAGCACGGCAAUACCAUGACACAAGGAGCACCGGCGAUCAAAUCGGCCCUGAUACACCUUCAGCUAGACGGCGUGAACAAGUUUCUUAGAAACAUCAAGCUAGACACUAUCGGCGUUCAGAUCACACGUCUGGCGCUUGGCUUUCAAAACAUUGGUGCCAAAACCCACGAACGAAUCAACCUCGAAGGCGCAGCCACGAUCAGCGCCGAAGGCAAUGGCGUCGUAGAAUUAAGACUGAAUUGCAGUCUUGGAGAGCAGUCCACAGAUAUUGAUUUCACGGCGGCGAACGUGUCGUCUAUCAGCAAGCUAGCAGGGUUGUUGUCUCUGCCAUAUGAUGACAUGAAGACCCUCGGUGUUCCCCUCACCAACUCCACACUGUCGACUGGAGGUUCCGGUCAGCAGACGCCGAUGCCGAAAGAUCUUGCAUCCUUGAAUGGGUCGGAGAUUGGCUUUUCGGUAAGGCAGACUGUGAAAGCAACAGACGACUACCGACUAUCAUCUGUGUUCAUUGCGAUCAAGCUGGACGAUUGGAAAGACUAUCUACCGAAAGAAUUCCAACUAAAAGCUAUCGAACAUCCGAAGAUCAGAGUGACCAUCCUCAAUCCGUUGACAAAGGCCGUGCGGCGCGUCAGAACCGAGGUCAGCUUCAUCAUUCCUAUCACAUCAAGCAACACCAUCGAUGAUCCCGAUGCCAAGCUGGGCAUCUCCAAUCCAGGGGCACCACAACCACCCAGGAAAAGGUCCUUGCAAGUCGGUUUCCUGGCAGAUCCAGUCGGCUACAUCAGAAACGACUACGCCUACUCCAUCGCUUUGACCUGCCGAGGCGGCAUAUCCAUCGACGACAUAGCCACAACAUCAGGCAUCGAGAUCUCACCCGACAUUAAGACUAACGUCCCCAUCCUCAGCGAUCUCCUAACCAAAGUCGCCGUCAAGGACUUCGAGAUUGCCGCCGAGCCAAAGGGUCUCGACGGCAGACUCUCCGUGACAACUUGGUCCAUCACCCUUCUCGUCCAUGAUCUCGCUCUCAUACCGAACCAAUUCACAAUCAAGAAAGCCAUGGUAAACAUUGAGAAAUUGGCCGAGAGCUCGCUUCUCAGUUCGGGAGAGGGAGAGAUUUAUAUUGAUGGUCUAAAACGAAGUCUCAAUGUUGCGUUCAAAACUCCGCAACCUGAUAGUCCCGGUUUUGUCAAGGUGCAGGCUCCUCCGGCUGGUAUUAGCGCGCAAGAUGCGCUGGUACAGAUGGGUUUACCGUCUAUGGAGGAUCUGCCUGUCAUUGGUACUAUUCUGUCGACCAAGCUGCGUGUCUUCCAGGUGUCAUUCGGAUACGCUGCUGGAUCAGAGAGGGAUUUAUCCGUAUUCGGAUUCGAGACGACAUUCUUUUACACGCGAGCUCUGGAAUUCGGUCCGCUCAAGCUGGAGAACUUGGAGGUCGGUCUCAUGUGGAAGAGUAAGCUUGAUCCGGAAGUCAGGAAAGACCCUGUUUCAGGAGAGAAGAAGGACGUCUUCAGUUUCGGUGCCAAUGCCUGUUUUCUUAACAAGACUCUGCGAGUGGAUGUUGGCUACGAUACGAGGAAGCGAGUUGUCUUUGCGACGUUGACUCCCGCAGUGAAGGAUCUGACUAUCGCUGGGAUCAUCAAGGAGAUUUUGCCUUCUGACCUGCAGACCGUGGAUCUUGUUCCGGCAGUCACGGACAUGACGUUCAAUAUUGCAGGAGUUGCAUUGGACGUUGGUAAGAAGGGAGAUCCCAUCAAGCUUGAUAGAUUCGACCUCGAUCUGGGAGGGAAGGAAGAGCUUGGUGUUGAGGGAAAUCAGACUGAGAAGGGGAAGUUUGUGCUCAAGUCUCUUAUGGUAUCGUAUCGACGUGGGAAACCAAAGGAGCAGAAGGUUACACCGAAGGCCAUUGAUCCAAGCGCGAGCCCAAUGCAAGGUGGUGGCAACACAAGCACAACCGGCGAACAAGGCUCUACUGGGGCUGCAGUACCUUCAACCGAGCAACCCAAGCCUCUGGCGGCGGUGCCGAAGCGUCCUGGAGUCGAGAGGUCCCUCACAAAUCCUGCCGGUGACGAGAGCACAGCUGCAUGGAAGGACAGCGAUGAGUAUCCCGAGCAUGAUACUUUGAUCGUAUCCGGGACUGCCACCAUCAACAAAUUGCGAACCCGCGUUUCGUUUGGCUAUCAAUCUGGCGACAACAAGACAGCGAGAAUCGUCUCUCUUAGCGUUGUAGGCCUCGACAAGGGCGCGCUGGCACUCAGCAAUUUCCUCUUGCUGUUCGGCUUCGACCCUCCCAAUUACGACAGGCCAGAUCAAUCACCCAACUUCCUUGACCUCGAACUUGUUCGCCUGGCGGGAACUGUCGAGAUUGGCGAUGUUGCUCCCAGUGAACAGCCAGCGCCAGCACCCUCCACUUCCGGAACAGGAGUAUCCAGCGGAAAGACAGGCGUCACACCAACCAAGAAGCAAUCGAAGAGAUUUACAUUGGCUACAGCAGACCUCGCCGUCACCCUGUCCAAACCCUUCACAAUCCUGGAAUCCCCCGCCGUCAUCCUCCAAGAACUUGGCCUCGAAGUCUCCUACAAUGCCAAAGCCGCUCAAAAAGAUGACUUCGUCGGCCUAAUCGCAACCGUCUACGGUCGUUUAGACAUAGCAGGCCAACCUCUCCGCGUUUUAUUCCGAAAGCAUCCCAAGCACGACACCGUGUUCCUAGGGCAGUUGGUUCUGGGGAAUAAAUCACCGUCGAACCCGAAUGAUCCAACGAGCGUUGAUAGCAUUCAAUUCGCGCAAUUAACAUCCCAAUUCCUCAACGACGCCAAGUACAAGCCACCCGAAGACAUCUCCCUCCCCACAGACAUCCCAAUCGGCCGUAUAGACUUUAUAGUUGCACAGGGCAAGUUCGUACAGAUCUCAGGUCUAGGGUUGAGGUUGGCGGAAAUACCAAUCAAAGACACCGACCUCAAACUCAGCAUCGAUAAAGUAGGCGGCUACAUAAAGGCAACACGGGACACCACAAUUCAAGAAGCUGCAAAGUAUCAGUACGAUGUCCAUCUCUUCGGUCAAGUUUCCAUUUCUGGAUUCGAUGGAUUCCUCCAAGCGACAGCGACGUUGGAUAUUGGUCCCAAGAGCGAUACUGUACUUUUUGCGACAGUCGUUGCUAAACCUAGUGUGGGAGGAGAGCAGCAAGGAGGAGCUGAUAUCUCGAGCCUUGCGACCCGUCUUGGGAACAAUGAUGCCAACAAUAAAUGGGCCAGUACAUCUUCUGACGCCGCACCGCUAUCGUUCUCGGGCGCGUGUCUGCUAUACGUGAACUUCACCCAAUCACGCUUCAUCAUCGCCGGUCAGAUCGCCAGCGUCGGUUCCGCAGUGUUGAUGGGUCGACGCCAGCCCAAUGACAAUACAAAGAGAGGAUAUUUCUUCAGUUUGGUGGCGACGAGACCGGAGAGGAUUUGGCCGGCGCUUGAGGAGACGGUGUCAAAGUACUUCAAGAUUGAAAAAGUGGCGGUGCAAGUUUUGACGUUUGAAACGACGUUGGAGGCUUUGAGGGAGGACUUGGACGUUCAGACGAAGAGCGUUGGGGAUGGUGCGAAAGAGGGGUCUGGAGUCGAUUACUACAACACUCUCGAGGAGGAUAAGAAAGAUGCGGUAGGAGGGGAUGGAGGAGGGGCAGGCGGCGUUGUCACGACAGAUAAUGAUGACGACAAGGAAAAGAAGGCUUCUGAAGACGCGGUUCAGAAGAUGGAAGAUGCCGUUAAUAUCCCUGAUGUCAAAGGGAUCAAGGAUGGCAAGUUGCUACCUGGCGCGUGGUUUUUCGCCGAUAUAUCGCUUGAAUCGACGGAACAUGAGAUGUCCACCGCCCUCGCUUAUCCCGUAGAGAAGGAUAAGACGAAAGCUCCAGACGUACCGAACAUCAUUGUUUAUGCAAAGAUCGGCGGAGAUGGGCCGGGCUCUGUGUAUAGUAUCGAUGUGCGGAAGUUGGUCCUGCUGGGUGGAGCGAUCGAAAUUAAUGCGUCGGGGUCUUAUCAGACGGCGGGUAGGAAGUUGGAAAAUGGAAAGAUGAGCGAGCGGCAGGUUGAUGUGACGGGUGAACUUAUCUUGAAGCAACUCCGCCAGCCGGUUACUUUCAAGGUCGACUAUCACAGUGUCAAGGAUAAGACGUGGUUUGCGCUGGCUAAGAAUACGGCGGCGGUCGCCAGGAUUGAAUCGCCAUUCGAGGAGAUGUUCAAUGUCACGUUGAGAGAACUGGGCAUCAGUGGAGAGAUCACGCCUGCAGGGAGGAAAUAUGAGGUCUUUGGUAAUGUUACUCUCGGACCUGGAGAUGAAAUUCAGCACUCCUUGACCGGGCGAAUCAUCUUCCAAGAUGGCGUGCCGAUAGCCGUCUUCCUCGAGUACGAGAAUGUGUCGGAUGCGAAGCUCCCAGUAGCGGAGGUGUACGACAAGCUGCUGAAGCCUGGAAACAGCGACGCAGACGUCUCUUGGCCGACCGAUACGCAUCCAAACUUCAAGUUUGUAUCGGCGUGUAUCUACUACAUCCGUGGCACAAAGAAGCUGACUUACAGGGAGAAGUCGUCGUAUGAUCCGGGAUUCCAGCUUGGAGCCUCGGUCAUUCUCUUCGACAAGCCAUUCGGCGUCAGCCUGGACAUAGCGGCAUCACGCAAGGGCAUCAAGUUCCAGGCGAUCUAUGAGCAAUCGAUAGAUCUGGAAUUCGCGGAGAUUACUGGGUACAAGGAGAAGAAUGCAGAGCAGCCGUACAAGGGGCCUGCUAUGUUCGUUGAUGGACGGCAGCCAAAGACAGUGUUGAUCGGUGUAAAAGCCGCAAUAUCCUUCUUUAAAACCAAGCCCAUCGACAUGGAGAUGAACUACAACACCAGUGAAAAGUGCUUCGAGGGAUCCAUAAAGUUCCGCGAGAUGUUUGCUGGUAUCUCGGAGCCCACCAUCGAGUUCAUCUAUAAGAACGGUCGUUUCUCCUUUAAGAAGUGGGAUAUCAAUGACGCACUUGACGGGUUCCUGAAGUUGAAGGAUAUUCUUAAGGAGGGCGCUAAUGCUGACAAGUCGGCAUGUGGAGAGCUCACGAACAUCGUUUUUGAUGGAGCUGUCACCACGACAUUCAGAUUCAGUCUGAGCUUUCCCGACAAUAAUGAGUCGAAAGGGACGGGUACGGCGUUAAUAACAGCCCCAGAAGUCGUCGGAGGACCGGUAUCAACAGGAAUCCUACCCGCGCCUAAGAGUAUGACCAUCGAUCCCAAUCCGCCAACGACAACAUCAACCACCUCGCCAUCUACAGGCCCGACAACAACAGCUAACCCGGGUAACGACAACUCGGAAGACGGCAUAAUGGGCAAACACCAAAGCGUUGUCAGAGACGGCUUCAUCCACCUCCAAAUCGACUGGAAAUACGUCAUCUCAAUCCCCACCCGAGAAGUCCUGACCGUAGAAAUGAAGCCACUUCCACUCGAAAUCAAGCCUCGAAUCGACAAAGACGGCGUCAUCGCCACACUGGGUGAACUGAUGAAGCACAACCUCCCUAAGAUUGCCACAGCGCUGGUCUCGCAGAAGGAGAAUCUGGUUCAGUUGGUUGGAGCUAUGUUGCUGAAAGAAUGUGGCAAGUGGGCUAUCAAAUCCUUGUUAUGUCGUGGAGCGGAUAAUGAGGACCUUGUUAAGAGAGGCAAAGAGAUUGCGGAGGAAGAUGCGAAUCAAUCUGAGGGAGAGAGCAACGAAGCUGGCAAAGGUGCCGAUGGAGCUGGCGCUGCCGCAGCUGCAGGUGCAGCUGGAGGCAUUGCCGUUGCGUUGGAAGAACUCGGUGGCGCGUUAUUUUGUCUCGCACUAGGAAUCGCGAUCGGGAUUGCACUGUGGUUAAUAGGGAAGCUCGUUGGGGAUCGAACCAACGAUCCGAAGGUCAAAGAGGAUAUGGACAAGCUGAAGGACAAGCUGGAUAAGUUGCAUAAGGAGACAAUGCAGAAGCUGAGGGAUGCACUGGAUAAGAUCAAGACGGCGAUGGAGUUGACUGGCAAGCCUGAUGUCAAGUUCGCCUCUGAUGAGGUUGAUGAUGUGUCUGUUAUUUGCGACUGGACGAAGGUGAUGCCUCCGUUUAUCUAUGCUGCUAAGGCAUCGUCGACUCAUCCGGACAUUCGAUGGAAGCUUCUGUACAGCACAAACGCCGACUUCACGGGAGCCAAUGAAGUGCUCAAUAUCAACGACACAAAGCAUACGAUCGAGUACCCCGGAUUGGAAUACGACUCGAAACUGUAUGUCACGGUCAAGGCAUACAUGCCAGUCGUUGAUGAUUGGUUCAAGGCGCCAAGCCAUCGCACAGAUCUGAAGGACGAGCCCAAGGACCCGGAGGUCAAGAAAGCUUUCGAUGAACAACUGCCCGACAUGAUCAAGGAGCUGUUCGGAGACGCCAAAGUCGUAGAGGCAGCUGACUGGAGUACUCCCGGUGAGGCCGGUCAAGUGCCUUUCCUCAAGCCACCUCAAUCUGUUUCAUUCACUGCGGACGCAGCAGAGGAUACCGCGGAAGGACAGGUUACUGUCGCGGGGGUUAUCACGCAAAUCGCCAUCAACAUUGCCUCGCCGGAUAUGAAAACUACGUUCCUGUACAGUCAACAGCAUGCCUUUGCUCAAUCCGACCUCAACGUGUCAGUGCGGCUACUGGCUCCGCCAGGCUACAACUACCAGGGUGAAGUAGACAAAUCCGCCAAAGCCUACGUGCAGCACAUCUCCGACGACCAGAACAAGUUCCGCAACUCGGCCAUUGUUGAGUCUAAUGACAGCGUUGGCCUAUGGGCUAGGGUGACGAACUUGACUUCGGCAAUGAAUGCUGGCAAGAUUGGUGCGAAGUGGGAUGUGCUCAACGUAACGGCCCUGCCUAACCCGAUGGUGUUCUUCAUUAAAGCCGGCAAGUGGAUGAAGCCGACCUCUGUUGACUUGGGAAUCGCGACCGUACCACACAGGGAGACCACUUUACUGGCCCCGGAUGAGGUUGUCAACAACGACAAGGUCAAGAUAGCGGUUUGCGAUGCACUACCACCCAGUGGAUCGAUUGCAUUAUUCGUCAGCACAGAGCUUCUCGUUGACUAUAUACCUACCCUCAAGAUCAAGGAGAAGGAAAGUUACUACGACAUCAAUACGAAGAAGCUCAUCAUUCUAGUCACUCCGACUUUCGCAGGGAUUAAGAAAAGCGCAUAUGGAGGCGAUUUCACCUCAAAGACCGCACCGAACGGGCCCCUUCCAGCUACGAUCGAAGAACUACCAAGCGGAGACGUGGUCUUGGCAAUCGAGAAUGUGAAACUACCCCUCUAUACUACCGUCAAGGCAACGAUUCAGGAUGUCACGACAAACAUCAUAAAGAGCAGUGAUCCCUGGAAACUCGUGAUCCCUCGCUCCACGCUACCAAAGCCAAGUAUCACCGCCGCCAUUGAAAAGGACCGCCUCGUAAUCUCGUGGCUCGACAUGCAAGGUGUCUCGACAGUCCGCCUUAAGAUAAAUCCAGCCUCCAUCCAGCGCGACGUGGCACAUUCCGAACAACGCUCCAGCUUCACCGCCGCCGAUCUCAAACUUGCCAGUCUCCAACCCGGCACCAAACUCACCAUCAUCGCCACUUCCCUUACGGAUCUCCUCCACGGCCUCCCGACCCAAAUCGACUUUACGAUUCCCGACGCCUCUGCCGAAGAAACAGGCUGGACACCCCCGGUGGUCAUAAGUCCAGACUCUACCAUGCCCACCGGCGCCGGUCUCUGCGUCCUACAAAACCCAGCGACUCCAUCCGCAAUCACCCUCUGGACAACCGUAUCUAGCCAGAUAAAAUCCUACAGUACCGUUCCUGUCACUGUCGAGCCGCCGCCAACCCUCGAAGCACCACUCACCGCAAUCUCAACAGGCUCAAGCAUCGCGGCCGUGUCCCUGACCCCAACACACCAAGAAAUAUACUGGAUCGACCCCGACGGCGCCAUCCAGGCAAGACGCUGGACCUCGCCCCAGCAAGCCAGUCCAAGUACGACUCAGACCUGGCAAUCUAUCGAGUCCUUCCCCUUCACAGUCGCGAAGACAGCAAGCGUCCUCUCCGGCGGCUCCAUCGCCGCCCUCGCGCGCUCAGACGGCAAGAGGAUCGAUCUAUGGUGGCUUGGGUCCUACGGCCGUUUAUUAAAGUCCUCCUUCGACGCCGAGAACGAGGAGUGGAGUACGCCUAAUUACCUGGUCUACGGCGAUAUGGGCCCAGGCGGUGUCACUGACAACUCCUCCGCCACUACCACUAACACCACCAAGCUGCGCGCACCGAGUCGUCUUGCCGCCGCAUCUGUGGACAACGACAUGGCCGAUGUAGCCUGGAUAACGGAUGCGGGGCGUGUUCAUGGAGAGUGUGCGCUCGACGACGAUGCGGUUGGAUUCUUGUAUGGGUUUUGGGAUGAGGGUGUUGAUGCUGUUAAUGCGUCCCCUCUUUCCUCCCUGGCUGCGUUGGCGGAUGACGGGAAGAGUUCUAGACUAUGGUGGAUCACCGAGAAGGGAGCUGUGCAUAUGGCUGUGCGGAUGGGAGGGAGAAGUGCAAAGGCGAGGUGGCAUGUUAGCAUCGUCGCCGGCGUUGGAAAUGCGCAUCCUAGAUCCAGUGUUGCGGCUGUGAUGGUGGGCGGGAAGGUGUUGAGGGUUUGGUGGUUUGGGGGUGAAGGGCAGCUUGUUACUGCUAGGACGGAGGAGGUGGAGGAGACGAGGCCGUCGUGGAGUGUUAAGGUGCAGUUGCCGGAGGGGACGGCGAGGAAAGUUGGGGAGGGGAGUGAGGAGAGGAUGGUGUUGGCGGCGAGGGCGGUGGAGGAGAGGGAGGUUUGGGUUUGGUGGAUUGGGAGGGAGGGGAGGAUUUGGGGUUAUAGGUGGACUGCGGUUUAA
Molecule: messenger RNA, 12303 nt
Organism: Fusarium mangiferae
Lineage: Eukaryota; Fungi; Ascomycota; Sordariomycetes; Hypocreales; Nectriaceae
Exons: 2
Coding region: 1-12303 (4100 amino acids)
Source: RefSeq, a predicted model, not a curated record